GGUGAAGACAAAGCUCCCAGAAGGACACUUUGAUGUUCUCCAUCCAGGACAGCCUCCCCCGGGGGGCCCUGACCAUGAAGGAGGAGCCGCUCCCCACCGGCAUGACCCCGGUCCGUUCCUGGAUGCAGGGCGCAGGGAUUUUGGACGCGAACACAGCGGCCCAGAGUGGAGUGGGUUUAGCCCGAGCUCACUUUGAGAAGCAGCCUCCAUCCAACCUGAGGAAGUCCAACUUCUUUCACUUCGUGCUGGCGCUGUACGACCGCCAGGGUCAGCCGGUGGAGAUCGAGAGGACGUCCUACGUCGACUUUGUGGAGAAAGACAAGGAGUACAACGGAGAGAAGACCAACAACGGGAUCCACUACAGGCUACAGCUGCUCUACAGCAACGGCAUCAGGACAGAACAGGAUCUCUAUGUUCGGCUGAUAGACUCCAUGACCAAACAGCCGAUCCUGUACGAAGGUCAGGACAAGAACCCGGAGAUGUGCCGUGUCCUCCUCACCCACGAGAUCAUGUGCAGUCGGUGUUGUGACAAGAAGAGCUGCGGGAACCGCAACGAGACGCCCUCCGACCCCGUCAUCAUCGACAGAUUCUUCCUGAAGUUCUUCCUCAAGUGCAACCAGAACUGUCUGAAAAACGCAGGAAACCCUCGAGACAUGAGGAGGUUUCAGGUGGUGGUUUCCACUACAGUCAACGUGGACGGUCACGUCCUGGCCGUGUCAGACAACAUGUUCGUGCACAACAACUCCAAACAUGGCCGCCGCGCCCGACGCCUGGACCCCUCUGAAGGAACCUUCAUCAAAUCAGCACUUAAACAUUCAUCCACGCCCUGCAUCAAAGCCAUCAGUCCGAGCGAGGGCUGGACGACCGGCGGAGCCACAGUCAUCCUCAUAGGGGACAACUUCUUCGACGGCCUGCAGGUCGUCUUCGGCACCAUGCUGGUCUGGAGCGAGCUCAUCACCCCUCACGCCAUCCGGGUCCAGACUCCCCCUCGUCACAUCCCCGGGGUCGUGGAAGUCACGCUGUCCUACAAGUCCAAACAGUUCUGCAAAGGAGCUCCGGGACGCUUCGUCUACACCGCCUUGAACGAGCCGACCAUCGACUACGGCUUCCAGAGGUUACAGAAGGUCAUCCCUCGCCACCCCGGGGACCCCGAGAGGUUACCUAAGGAGGUGCUGUUGAAGCGAGCCGCUGACCUGGUUGAAGCUCUGUACGGGAUGCCACACAACAACCAGGAGAUCAUCCUGAAGCGAGCAGCCGACCUCACCGAGGCGCUCUACAGCGUCCCCCGCAGUCACAACCAGCUGCCGUCUCUCACCGGCUCGGCCGCUCACUCGGGGAUGAUGGGAGUGAACUCGUUCAGCAGUCAGCUCGCCGUCAACAUCUCCGAGGCCUCGCAGGCCGACCAGGGUUACUCCCGCAACUCGAACAGCGUGUCUCCUCGCGGCUACGUGCCGAGCUCCACGCCUCAGCAGUCCAACUACAACACCAUCACGUCCACCAUGAACGGAUACGGAGCCGCGGGUAUGACCAACCUGGGCGUACCAGGAUCCCCCAGCUUCCUCAACGGCUCCACCGCCAACUCUGCUUACGCAAUUGUUCACCCUCCUCCCUUCACUCCCUCGCCUUCCUCACCUCCUCCUCCUCUUCUUCCUCCCAUAGGCCCUUAUUCAUUCUCUCCUGUCCAUAUGGUUUCUGCAGUCAAACAGAAGAGCGCCUUCGCCCCUGUUGUGCGGCCACAGACCUCCCCGCCCCCCACCUGCACCACCACCAAUGGCAGCAACCUCCAGGCCAUGGCAGGUCUCAUCGUGCCCCCCAUGUGAGGAGGAGUCUCAGCCAGAUACCGUCAGAGCCCCCCAUACCCCAGUGUCGACGGCCCCACCCACCUGAAACACCACAACAACAACAACAGCAGAGAAUGAUCCUUCCCAUCAUCCCUCAGUCCGGCCGACCCCGUCUGACCCCGGACUGACCACCGGAGGAGAAACUCAAAUCAGACAAUGACAUCAUCACGCUCAUCUUUUUUCUGAUGAAGCCUCUGCAGACGUCGGCUCGGACCUUUCAGAGGAA
This is a messenger RNA of Seriola dumerili (greater amberjack), 2067 nucleotides long. Its product is annotated as transcription factor COE3-like. The record is from RefSeq and is a predicted model, not a curated record. NCBI's taxonomy places the organism in Eukaryota, Metazoa, Chordata, Actinopteri, Carangiformes, Carangidae. The transcript is spliced from 18 exons. The coding region runs from base 33 to 1820 and encodes 595 amino acids. Gene Ontology annotation, biological process: regulation of transcription by RNA polymerase II. Gene Ontology annotation, molecular function: RNA polymerase II cis-regulatory region sequence-specific DNA binding; DNA-binding transcription factor activity, RNA polymerase II-specific.